GCGCCGCGGCCCCGGCAUGAGGAGCGGGCGAUGAUCCCCGCCAACGCCUCCGCCAGGAAGGGGCCCGAGGGCAAGUACCCGCUGCACUACCUCGUGUGGCACAACCGCCACCGCGAGCUGGAGAAGGAGGUCCGUGCCGGCCAGGUGGACAUUGAACAACUGGAUCCCCGUGGCCGGACUCCCCUGCACCUGGCCACCACCCUUGGGCACCUGGAAUGUGCCCGUGUGCUCUUGGCACACGGUGCAGACGUGGGCAGGGAGAAUCGCAGUGGCUGGACAGUGCUGCAGGAGGCUGUGAGUACCAGGGACCUGGAGUUGGUGCAGCUGGUGCUGCGGUACCGGGACUACCAGCGGGUGGUGAAGCGACUGGCAGGCAUCCCCAUGCUUCUGGAGAAGCUUCGAAAGGCUCAGGAUUUCUACGUGGAGAUGAAAUGGGAGUUCACUAGCUGGGUGCCCCUGGUAUCCAAGAUCUGCCCUAGUGAUACCUACAGGGUGUGGAAGAGUGGGCAGAACCUGAGGGUAGACACCACACUUCUGGGCUUUGACCAUAUGACCUGGCAGAGAGGGAAUCGCAGCUUUGUCUUCAGGGGUCAAGACACAAGUGCUGUGGUCAUGGAGAUUGACCAUGACCGCCGUGUGGUGUACAUGGAGACGCUGGCGCUGGCUGGGCAGGAUCGGGAGCUGCUGCUGGCUGCUGCCCAACCCACCGAGGAGCAAGUACUGAACCGGCUCACUGCACCUGUUGUUACCACACAGCUGGACACUAAGAACAUCUCCUUUGAGAGGAACAAGACUGGCAUUCUGGGCUGGCGCAGUGAGAAGACCGAGAUGGUGAAUGGGUAUGAAGCCAAGGUGUAUGGGGCUUCCAAUGUGGAGCUCAUCACCCGGACACGGACAGAGCAUCUUUCAGAACAACACAAGGGCAAGGUCAAAGGUUGUAAGACACCUCUGCAGUCUUUCUUGGGAAUUGCUGAGCAGCACGGGGGCCCCCAAAAUGGGACCCUGAUCACUCAGACCCUGAGCCAAGCCAAUCCCACUGCCAUCACUGCAGAGGAAUACUUCAACCCCAACUUUGAGCUUGGCAACCGGGACAUGGGUCGUCCCAUGGAACUGACUACCAAGACACAGAAGUUCAAGGCCAAGCUGUGGCUGUGUGAGGAGCAUCCCCUGUCCCUGUGUGAGCAGGUGGCUCCCAUCAUUGACCUCAUGGCUGUCAGCAAUGCACUUUUUGCCAAGCUCCGGGACUUCAUCACCUUGCGCCUGCCUCCUGGCUUCCCAGUCAAGAUUGAAAUCCCGAUCUUUCACAUCCUCAACGCCCGCAUCACCUUCGGGAACCUCAAUGGCUGCGAUGAGCCAGUGCCCUCAGUGCGAGGCAGCCCCAGCAGUGAGACGCCCUCCCCUGGCAGCGACUCCUCCAGUGUCAGCAGCAACAGUUCUACCACCUCCUGCCGCGGCUGUGAGAUCUCCCCUGCGUUGUUCGAGGCCCCCCGUGGCUACAGCGUGCUGGGUGGCCAGCGAGAGGCCGCUACUCGGGAUGAAGAUGAUGACCUACUGCAGUUUGCAAUCCAGCAGAGCCUGCUUGAGGCGGGCAGUGAGUAUGACCAGGUAACCAUCUGGGAGGCGCUAACCAACAGCAAGCCAGGCACCCACCCCAUGUCCUAUGAAGGCCGCCGACAGGACAGGUGUCCCAGGUGUGCCGGGAGCGGGGAGCGCUCGACAAAUCCUCCCCACCCCCAGGAGCGCCCCACCCACGCCGCAGCGCCAGCCCGUGCCCCCGGCACCAGUGCCCAGCCCUCGGCCCAGCCCGGGUCCCAGCUCCAGCAGCCACGUGUUCCGGAGUUACGACGAGCAGCUGCGGCUGGCGAUGGAGCUGUCGGCGCAGGAGCAGGAAGAGAGGCGGCGGCGAGCACGCCAGGAGGAGGAAGAGCUGGAGCGGAUCCUGCGGCUCUCGCUGACCGAACAGUAGCGCCCCCUGCUCGGACCCUCACCCACUCCACGCAGGACCCGGGUCUGCGCACCUGCCGUGCUGCUGCUGGAGUCUGGAGCCAUCGCGUCGGGGGUGUAGCGGUGCACCAGGCUUGAGAUGCCAGGGGUUUGAUACAGGCGUGGAGUGACUUUCCCAGCCAGAGCCCUAGAGGCAUGGCUGUUCUCCCUGCUUUGCUGUACAGUGACCCCAGUCCGCUUCCCUGGGCUCAGAUCUGUCCAAGGGCGGAGACAGGUGGUAUUGAAAAGGAAAUGAAUCCUCGAGAGGAGCAUUGUCCCCCUUCUCUUGCUCCUCCUGGCUGGUCCUCCUUGCUCACUGACCCCUCUCCCGGACACCGCCCCUAAAGCCUUCUUUCGCAUCUCAGCUCUUCACCCCGGGAGGCAGCUGAUCACCCUGUGUGCUGUGUUGCUGCUUUGUCCCAGACACAAACCAGCACAUCAAGGGCCCAGCCCCUCCUCACCCCUGCAUUUCAGCGUCAAGUGCACUUAGCGGGGUGCCCAGCUCCCCCAGCUCCCACACCUGUCCUGUGUCUCAGGGUGGUCCCAGCUUCUCCUUAGGCAGCCAGAAAAUGGAGUCCCCAUGCCCACAGCACGUUUUUAUUGUGGUCAGGGAGUGUGUCUAAGGUGCCCCCUAGUCUGGGCAAGGCCUGAUUCCCUCAUGGUGCCUUGGGGAGUGGGGGCAGCAUAUUGGCUUGGGGGCAAGCACUAGGCAGGACACAAAGGCAUUGAUCAGGGCCCUGGUACCACUG
Messenger RNA from Phodopus roborovskii (desert hamster), 2732 nucleotides. It is a transcript of the gene Ankrd13b, whose product is annotated as ankyrin repeat domain 13B. Gene Ontology annotation, molecular function: protein binding. Gene Ontology annotation, cellular component: cytoplasm. The record is from RefSeq and is a predicted model, not a curated record. The coding region runs from base 31 to 2082 and encodes 683 amino acids. The transcript has 15 exons. Lineage: Eukaryota; Metazoa; Chordata; Mammalia; Rodentia; Cricetidae.